UUGUUUAGUCUCGGCUGUCUGCCAGCUAGUAGCCAUCCAGGACGCAAUAAUUCACCACCAACCAGCACAGGUUCGGCCCCCUGCAGACAUUGAUAAUAAGUGCUGCUUAAAAUCUAUGAAAACUUUGAGAGAAUAUUUAUGCUGAUACCAGUUGGCUCUCUUUAGUUUCUCAACAUCUCAUCUGUCGACGCCCAAGCUCACGACCCUUCCCUCAUUCGAGUUCACCGCACAUCGCUCCCGUGCUUGUUUCGUCCAUGGCCGAAGGCAAUCCUUCCGACGCGUUCUUAUGGUCAAUAGACGAAACAUGUAAAUGUUUGUGUCGAGAUGGGCAGACAUGGACAGACGAUGUGCUCGCUCUGGAAUCAAGACUCCGCCAACAGAGCGUCGAUGGCGAAACCCUGCUCACGUAUCAAUUUGCGUUUUCCAAAAUUCAGCUCAUGGUUGACUUGGGGAUUGCGACAUCCAGAAUGAAAGUGAAUCUGUCCAAAGAAAUCGACCGGCUGCGCCAGAGAAGCAAAGAAUAUCGGCGCUGGCAUAAAGCCUUUCUGGCUGAAUCCCGCCUGAGCGAUAGUAGUCCGAGCAGCUGCAUAUCGCCCAACGAGAAGGGCAUGAAUGAAAAAACAUCAGAACUCCCAAUGGUGUCAAAUGAAAGCGACGAUGGCCCUUCUGGCUCAUUUCUGCCGACAACCCCAGUGCGCUCUCUGCGCGUACCGUUUGGAAAGAUGUCCGGAUCAACACCAACAUCCACAGCAGAGGAUUUUAGACAGACGAUCGAUCAGUCUUCGUCGGAUUUGCCAUCAAAGCCGCCAGAAAGGUCGACAAGCUCUUCGAAGAAGCAGCGCCGCGUAGCUCCUGUCGAGCUAGAUGCUACAGAUGCGAAAAGAUUACUUGCCACUGCCACUAUAAACUUGGAUAGAGGUCUUUCAUUCAUACAAGAUCUACCUGGCGACGGAUUUUACAUGUUUUCGAAAGGAGCCAUCCCUUCGAAUCAUCGCUAUGUCAUUCAACGACAAUGUCAUCGAUUUUUGAAAGAAUCAUCCAAACAAGAAUUUAUGUUAAAAUCUGGAGUUAUAAGUCGAAUAUCCGAAGAAACUGAUAGUGAUGAUAUUAUUGAUAGCGACGAUUCUUGGGAUGAAGAAACGAAACAAGAGGUUGCCGCUGAUAUCGAAGAACAGCGGGAGCGUGAGGAAAGAUUGCAAGCCUGUCCGGUUCUUGACAAAGAACAGGUCUCUCGUAUUCUACAGGAAACAAUCGACGCUACGUCUGAAGCUUGGCACAAAUUCAAGCGACGUAAGUGUGAAAGAAAUGAAUACAAAACUUGGGUUCAGUUACGAAAACUGGGCGGAAAUAGCGCCGCUCAACGGGCACACAAACGAGCCCAGGACUUGCAGGACAGCAUAGACAAGCUUCGCAAGGGAAUCGAGGACCAGGUUUGGAAAUCUGAAGCAGAAGUUUGCUUGCAAGCAAAAUCUCUGGAACAAACUGUGGAAAACAGAUGCAGGGCUCUCUAG
[Torrubiella] hemipterigena is the source of this 1511-nucleotide messenger RNA. Lineage: Eukaryota; Fungi; Ascomycota; Sordariomycetes; Hypocreales; Clavicipitaceae. The record is from the annotation of a GenBank genome assembly.